CUGGCUAUGGCAGAAGAGUAUCAAAUUGAAGAUGGUGGUGGUGGCCUACUGUUUCAUGACCAGCACGUUCGUUAAUAACUCCCCACAUUCCCAAAAGCAAGAACAAAAGAGCUUCAAAAUAAAAACCAAACCGAACCAAACCAAACAGCAAACAAGUCCCCACAUUCUUCUUCUGUUCUUCCUUCUUACAGGUGUUUUUGAAGCUGACCCAUCUUCUGAAAUGGGGAAAACCGGCGGAAAGCUGCCGAGUUUUUGCCUGAACCGGAUCCGGUCUCAUGUUCGUGUGCCAAUUCAGUCCAAACCGGACUCUGUUUCUGUGAAAACAGGGGAGAGGAAGGGCGGGGAGUUUGAUGAGAGUAAUGGCGGAGGUAAGCCGGCGUUGGGAAUUGGAAGGAAGAUAAUGAUUGUGGUUGAUUCCACCAUUGAAGCUGAAGGAGCUCUUCAAUGGGCGCUCUCAAAUACGGUUCAGAAUCAAGAUAUGAUUGUUCUUCUCCAUCUCACCAAACCUUCAAAAAAAGGAGAAGGAUCUAAGGAGACAGCACCAAGAACGUAUGAACUAGUUCAUUCGAUGAGAAAUCUAUGUCAAUUGAAGCGACCGGAGGUGGAAAUUGAAGUAGCAGUGGUGGAAGGGAAGGAGAAAGGGCCAGUGAUUGUGGAAGAAGCAAGAAAGCAAGGGGCAUCGUUGCUGGUUUUGGGGCAGAAGAAGAAACGGCCGACGACAUGGCGGCUCCUGAUGGUCUGGGCCGGCCACCGAUGGGGUGGCGGUGGAGACGGCGGCGGCGGCACGGUGGAGUAUUGUAUUCAGAAUGCGAGCUGCAUGGCGAUUGCAGUGAGAAGGAAGAGCAAGAAAUUGGGCGGUUAUUUGAUCACAACAAAACGCCAAAAGGAUUUCUGGCUUUUGGCUUGAAAAUCUCUUGUGAAAUGUAAUGUAAAUAAUGUAACGACACGUGUCUCUCGUGGAUUGGUUGGGGAAUUGUUUAUGAAUGGCUUGACCAAACUUUGACUA
This is a messenger RNA of Cucurbita pepo subsp. pepo (vegetable marrow), 1006 nucleotides long. RefSeq lists its product as uncharacterized. Lineage: Eukaryota; Viridiplantae; Streptophyta; Magnoliopsida; Cucurbitales; Cucurbitaceae. The record is from RefSeq and is a predicted model, not a curated record.